GGAAGAGGUAGAUGGUAUCUGGCUACAGGGUGAAAUGACUUCUCUGGGGUGAAAUUCCUUCAACGUAAAUUUUUGUUGAAGAAUGCCACAGGGGAGUGUUUAAUCACUUUAAUUUUGAGCUGCCAACAAGAAAAACAAACAAACAAAAACAAAAGAAAAAAACACAUUAAACAGCUCUAUGUGCCCUUAAAGGAUAGACCAUCUUGUGGUUGAAAGAAAUCUGCUGCACAUGCUUUGUCUUGCCCUGCUGAAUUGUGGAUUGAAAAAAAUCUUCUUAUUGUGUAGUCUCAUCCAACCGCCACCCCAUAGUGCGCCUUUGUUUCUCACUGAGAUGUACAACACCACUGUUCAGAUGGAGGCUUUGACCCAGAUAUGGACUGACAGUGCCAGCAACAAAAAUUCCUCUCUGCAACUACACAACUGCCCAAAGAAUGACAACUUCAAAUAUCCACUCUACAGCAUAGUGUUUAGCAUUGUCUUCAUGGUGGGACUCAUCACCAAUGUUGCAGCCAUGUACAUUUUUAUUUGUUCACUGAAACUGCGGAAUGAGACCACCACAUAUAUGAUUAAUCUUGUGGUUUCUGACUUAUUAUUUGUACUCACACUCCCUUUGAGGGUUUUUUACUUCAUCCAGCAGAAUUGGCCAUUUGGCAGCCUGCUCUGUCAGCUCUCUGUCUCACUCUUUUACACCAAUAUGUAUGGGAGCAUCCUGUUCCUAACAUGCAUCAGUGUGGACCGCUUCCUUGCCAUCGUACACCCCUUUCGUUCAAGGGGUCUCCGGACCAAACGUAAUGCCAAAAAAGUAUGUGCUGCUGUUUGGGUUCUUGUGCUUUCUGGAAGUCUUCCAACAGGCUUCAUGCUGAACAGUACUAACAAGCAAAAAAACAACACAAUAGCCUGCUUUGAAAACUUCUCCUCAAAUCAGUGGAAGAGCCAUCUGUCAAAGGUGGUGAUCUUCAUAGAAACAGUGGGGUUCCUUAUCCCUUUGAUACUAAAUGUGGUUUGCUCUGCUAUGGUGCUCCAAACUUUGAGGAGGCCGCAGACUGCUAGUCGGGGUGGGAAGCUGAACAAGAAAAAGAUCUUGAGGAUGAUUAUCGUCCACCUCUUCAUCUUCUGCUUUUGUUUCAUCCCCUACAAUGUCAACCUUGUCUUCUACUCACUGGUGCGGACAAAAACUUUGGAGGGCUGCGCAGUAGAAUCAGUAGUUCGGACGAUAUUUCCGAUCGCUCUGUGUAUUGCUGUGUCCAACUGCUGUUUUGACCCCAUCGUCUACUAUUUCACCUCAGAGACAAUUCAAAACUCCAUUAAGAGGAAGUCUCAGAUAAACCGUUCCUUUGAUGUCAAGUUCUCUGAGGCUUUGCAGUCAGAAACAAGCUCCUCUCUUCAGUUCAGCCUGAGGUCCAUAAAGAACAAGAUGUUCCACAAUGAAUCUAAUGUAUAAAGACAAGUAUUUGGUUUAAGAUCUCUCAGGGCAGUAAGUAAACUAUGCCCUUUUAGAGGCAUUUACCUCUCUCUUAAAAUCAUCCUUCAGCCCUGUACUAGGGGCACACCUGUUCACAAUGGAAUUAUAUCCAAACAUUUGGAAUACUUAACUGUGGAGUAAGAAUAAUACAUACAUGCUGUAAAUCAACUGGAACUUGAUUAAACUAGACCAGAAUCAGAACUAUAUGUGAAUUUACUUACAUUUCCAGAAUGGUAAGUGAAUGUGAAAAUAACAUAUAAUCAUUAUUUAAAUAAACCUACAAACAAAAUAGAAUGAUACAAUUGUAUGCAAUGCCACACGUAAACAUAUUGACUGCCUAAAAUGUCAUAGUAUUAACAAGCUUAACAUUUUUGUUGGAACUUUAUAUAAUACUGUAUAUUAACUUGCACUGACAUUGAUGCUGUCGUAAUGCACAUAUUUCUGUUACAAACUUCAUUUGAUAAUAAAGUUUUCAAUUGUAA
This is a messenger RNA of Puntigrus tetrazona (Sumatra barb), 1944 nucleotides long. Its product is annotated as lysophosphatidic acid receptor 6-like. Gene Ontology annotation, cellular component: membrane. NCBI's taxonomy places the organism in Eukaryota, Metazoa, Chordata, Actinopteri, Cypriniformes, Cyprinidae. The transcript has a single exon. Gene Ontology annotation, molecular function: lysophosphatidic acid receptor activity. Gene Ontology annotation, biological process: positive regulation of Rho protein signal transduction; phospholipase C-activating G protein-coupled receptor signaling pathway. The coding region runs from base 230 to 1441 and encodes 403 amino acids. The record is from RefSeq and is a predicted model, not a curated record.